Columba livia (rock pigeon) is the source of this 14854-nucleotide messenger RNA. RefSeq names its product pleckstrin homology and FYVE domain containing 2 (gene PLEKHF2). NCBI's taxonomy places the organism in Eukaryota, Metazoa, Chordata, Aves, Columbiformes, Columbidae. The coding region runs from base 1029 to 1778 and encodes 249 amino acids. Gene Ontology annotation, molecular function: metal ion binding; phosphatidylinositol binding. Gene Ontology annotation, biological process: endosome to lysosome transport; endosome organization. Gene Ontology annotation, cellular component: early endosome. The record is from RefSeq and is a predicted model, not a curated record. The transcript has 8 exons.
GAGUGUUGAAGAAAAAUAAUGCUAAAAAUUAGAUGCUUAUUAAUUAAUGCUUUUUAGCAGGGACUUUAUACUGGACAAGGCUUGUUUUUGCCCGGGCCAGAAAGCAACGGAGCGCUGCUGGAUCUGCUGUAUCGCUGAAGAAACCUGGAAUCCAGGUUGUGUCCCCCUCCUGCACACACGUGUGCCUGUCCUGCACUCUGCAGGGAGCGCUGGUCGUGAUGACAGUAUGUGCUGAGCUGGGGCGAGGAGAGGUUUUUGUGCUGAGCUCUAUGCAGUCUGCACCACUGCACCAGAAUAGCUUUUUUCACCGCAUUUCUCCCCUCCAGAACCCUUCUGUUAUCUGUGGUUCUGCUCUGACGAUCAUGCCAACUGCUACAGAGGUAAUGUAGUAGCAGAAGACUUUCCUGUCCGUGUUGAAUUAGGUGUAGCUGUGUCAGUCACAGUUGCUUUUUUUUAGUUGACUCCUUACGUCUGUCCUCAAUGACAGUUAUUCUUCGGUGCAGUUUAAUCUGCCCUCUAUCAAGAACAGAGCUGGCACAUAAACAUUUUCUUAUUUUAAAUAAGACUUGUAGCAGCAUUAAGUCCUGGGAGGUUGUCUGUUUGGUCACCAGGAUACAGUGGCAAAAAGAAAUAAUUAUGUGGGAAGUGGCUGGUCAGCGCACAGCAACCCUAACAGAAUUGUCUUCCUACUGCAUUAGUCUGGAAUGUUAAUAACUAGAGUAAAUACAUGACUUCCUCAACGUGGGUUGUGUUUUAGGUAGGUGGGUAACUUGUUAGUUCUUCAAAGGUUUCAGUAGCAUCCAUGUUUGCUCACUUUGAAGUUCCCCCUAGCAGGAUACAAAUGUAAAACUGGAGUGAAAUAGAGGAGCAAGAAGAUCUUUAUCUUGAACAGAAUUGUCGUUUCUGUAGAAGCUUCUGCGACUUGUAUUUUGAAAGCUUUCGUGGUGACCUUGAGCAGAGUUUGCUGUUUAUUGGCAGGGAGUGCGGAGGUCGCUGAGUUGGAGUUGUGAAGCGGAUACUUGUGAAAGAUGGUGGAUCGCUUGGCAAACAGCGAGGCAAAUACUAGAAGAAUAAGUAUAGUGGAAAACUGCUUUGGAGCAGCUGGUCAACCUUUGACUAUUCCUGGCCGUGUUCUGAUCGGAGAGGGAGUACUGACAAAGCUGUGUAGGAAGAAGCCCAAAGCGAGGCAGUUCUUCUUGUUCAAUGACAUUCUUGUUUAUGGCAACAUUGUCAUCCAGAAGAAGAAAUACAAUAAGCAGCACAUAAUCCCAUUGGAAAAUGUCACUAUUGAUUCCAUCCAGGAUGAGGGAGACUUACGGAACGGGUGGCUUAUCAAGACGCCAACAAAGUCUUUUGCAGUGUACGCUGCCACCGCUACAGAGAAGUCUGAGUGGAUGAACCACAUCAAUAAGUGUGUUUCUGAUUUGCUUUCCAAAAGCGGGAAGACUCCGAGCAACGAACAUGCAGCUGUCUGGGUUCCAGACUCGGAGGCCACUGUGUGCAUGCGCUGUCAGAAAGCAAAAUUCACGCCCGUCAACCGCCGUCACCACUGUCGCAAGUGCGGCUUUGUCGUGUGCGGGCCCUGCUCCGAAAAGAGGUUCCUCCUCCCGAGCCAGUCUUCCAAGCCUGUGCGAAUUUGCGACUUCUGCUACGAUCUUCUUUCUACUGGGGAGAUGACUGCUUGUCAGUCCACGAGAUCAGACUCCUACAGCCAGUCACCUAAAUCAUCUUUAAAUGAUGUAUCCGAUGAUGAUGACGACGAAGACAGUAGCGAUUAAGGACCAAACGUUUUUUUUCCCACGUGUUGCAAUUUGCGAUUCAAACCAUAUGGAGCUGCUUUUGGGGAAGUCUGUAGCGUGGUUCCUCAGAAAAAUCCUGUUCUAGCCAUAAAAUAUGCCUGAAUAUCUUCAAUUGCAAUGUGCCUCAAUCUAUGAAUUCUCUAGACAAUAGUUUUUUUCACUCCUCUGCAGGGAUAGACUAUUGCAAAUGUUAUCAGAAUAUUUUCCGACUUCUCAUACUUGAGUUUUGUCUAGGUUAUACUUUUGUGGAAGAUUGGCGAGUAAUAUGUACUUUAAUUUAAGAACCCGUACUUCCUAAUGUUACAUACUGAUACGUUAUGUGUUUUUUUUCAGAUAUGGGGAGGAAAAACUGGUAAGCAUGUAUGAAACAGUGAUGUUUUGGUUAAUCUCUUAGACCAUCUAUUUUUUAACCAUGGUAUCUAAUGAGUUCAAAUGUGGCAUAACUUGCAAACUUAAAUGUCACAAAACUUCGAAAUUAUCUUGUUUUGCUCUUAUUUAUGACUUCCUAUGCCAAGCGGUGCCUUGUACCAAUUGUGCUCGUUCAGGAAGAAACAAACCUAUGUCAUCUGUAUUUGCCUGUGCUGGUGUUGGAGAGAUUGUUGGUGCUAUUGAAAAUAACUGCUGUGUUCAAAGUGGAGCUUUGACAAGGUCACAACCGGGCCCCGUGGUGAGUGACGGAGACCCGAAGGCUCUGCAGAUUCCCAGAGACUUCGGUGGGGAUCUCCUCGCAGGAGCUGCCUGAGGGUCGGGAUCUUGGGAUGAGAAGCUUAAGGUGACUCUUCGCGGGGAUUUAUGUGUUUUCAGAAUGGUUUCUAAGUUUAAAAUUUGGCAAAUGCACACCGAAAUUUUAGUUGGGUGAUGUAGCAUUUGGACGUUACACCCAAUGUAUAUUUGGAAAAAAAAAAAAUCUUCAAAAUGACACUAGAUUGCUUCUUAAAACAUUGGUGGUGGGUUUUUUUCCUCCUUUUUUCCUUCCCCUAGGGUUGUAUUGGCUUGUUUAAAAAUAACCUCAUGUUUUGAACAAAAAGCCUGCAAGUAUCUGUAUAGAAUUGGCUUUCCUUUUUACACAGCUGACCUCAGGAUAAAUGUGAGAUGCAAGUUACUUCAUUCUAAACGUAUAUCCAGGACCAAGAAAUAUGUAUUUAAGAACUAUAAUGAAAUCGUCAGUGCAGAAAAUGUCUCUACUGUAGCACUCAUUUUUACUUUUAAUAAGUUCUUGAAUACAGAAAUGUCAUGUUCCUAUAUAAAUGUAAAAGUUAGACUUGCAAAGACAUGUUAAACCCCCAAAUUCUAUGUUUCUAUAUUUUUAUAAUGGUAGCGUCAAUUUUGAAGCAGAAAAACCUUUUUGAAAUAGUUGUAUGAAUAUAGUAGCAACUGACUUUAUAGAAAAAAAUGUUAUUAAACUUUUGUAUCUCUUUAAGUGACAAUUUCUGCACUGUUUGCCUUGGUUGGCAAUAAUUGGGUUAAAUAUUUAUUGAAUAAACAAUCAAUGCUGCAUAUUGCACUAGUCUCCCAUUCUGUAUGCUGUAAAUGUCAGUCAUAUUUUUUUAAUAAAAAUUAGCAGAGCACUUCGAAGCCGUAGCCCUCUGUGAGAUUUCUGGUAGCUAAAGAUGCACUUAGCAUCUUUAGGGAGGCACUCUGCAUUGACAGUCUGCAAUACAUUGCUUCAGGUGAACAUUGCAUCCAUAUUUUUAGCUUGGGCAGUUUCUAAAAAUAAGCGUUUUUUUUUUUCAAAAAGCACUGAAGAGUAUUUGAUCUACUUUGAUAUAAAGAGGGGACAACACUUUCUGAUGGAGACGAGGGACCAGGAAGAUUCUGUAAAAUUGCCAGAUAGCAAUAAACAGUUGUAUAUACUCAAAGACUGGCUGAAAUAAGUGGUUGCAUAUACUUAUUGAAAGAUUAGAGAAUGAUGCAGCAGGGGAAAAGAGACGAUUCUGAGAAGGCGCUUUCAGUUAAUAGUGCUUACUUUUUGUACCUCUCUUACUCAAUAUUUAUGUUUCAGGAAUGGAGACUUGUCAGCUUCAAUUUUUCUACCAAAUCAAAGUACAGACCUCCCCUGUAUGUACCUUCUAAUGAUUGAUAAGCAUUUUCUUUCUGAUGUGAUUGUUUCUUCUUCCUCAAGCUGUCAAAUAUUAACUUGUCUUGUUAGAGAGUCCAUCUCCUUGUGUGCUUUUCUCUGUGUUUCUAAACAUCCUGCUUACUUUUCAGCCCUUUUUAAGGGGUGGGAAAGGGGUUGCUGAGAGUUAGAUCACAUCCUAGAUUUUGCAGAAUGUUCUUGUACCUACUUCAGAUAUCUUUUAAUCUAUGAAUGAAACUUGCACUGUGCUGCACUGAUCCCUGAAGCUGUAACCAAACCAAUGUGUGCAGGGGGAGAUUUUUCAUCUGAAAUUGAUGUAUAUGGUCCAACCUUUCUGAGAAAACAUUAGGGGAAAAAAAAAUGUUUUAUGGUAAUACUCCUAUCCCUCAGUGUUUAAAACUUUACAAAAUGGACUCAACAUCGACUUAUCUUGUACUUAGAAAGGGCUCGUUUCUUACUUUGUAAUCUUGUUCUGUCAAAUUAUUUUAUUUACAAAUAUAUGGUGUAGCUUUAAGCCUAUGUGUUUUAUUUAUUUUUUUAACUCUGGGACUUCAAGCGUGACAAGCAGCAGGCUGGCAAAGUUGCCUUUCGUUGGAGCAGUGGCAGGUGAGCCCCUGGAAGAGGCUGGAGGGACCCCUGGGUCCGGGGGUGCUGGCUCAGCUCUGCGCCCCAUCAUAGCACCGCUGGCGAUGAGACUGCUCAUGGUGUCAAACUGAGGAGGAACUUGGUGCUUUCCUGGAGCUUCUGCACUCUUAAGGUCUUAAAAUGGUGAUUAAAUACGGUCACUCUCUGUAUAUUUUAUGCAGUUUUUUGGUUGGUGGUAGUCUUCACCUGCUCUUUUUUGAUGAGCUUUUGAAAUCCCAGGGAAGGAAAGCAACAGCCGUGCCUGCAGCAUCUCUCUUGCAAGGCUCUGCUGUCAGCUUCUGCCUUGUAGAAGAUGCUAUUUUGAAAAAAUGAAGUGUUUAUUUGCUUUAGCAGAGUUCACAUUUUGCACACUCUUUGCCAAUACUUCAUGGUUUGUUCACUGGAAAUAUGAAAGGAAAGGAAAGAGUCACUCUUCUGAAGGUUUUAAUUGAAACCUACUAAUUCUAGCCUCUACACCCUAACUGCUGUUAUCUUAAGAUAAAUUUGACUGUUUUCCCUUCAGGUUUGUUGCAGCUGAACUUCCUGUAGCUAAUGAGUAAUACGUGAGGGUCAAGUGCUGUAACUGAGUUUGAAAUCAAGUUAAAAAAAAAGAGGCGAGUGGAUCAAUGAGCACUGAGUUUGCAGCUGGGCUUUUGCAGUCUCUUUUCUAAUAGUCAGGUUAUGAAACUGACAUGCAGAAACCUUGUAUUUAUGUGGGGCUUUCCCCCUGGGGAAUACACUUGAGCUAAUCUCUUAAUGCAAAUGAAACGGUGGUUAUCAUCGCUGCUGGUUAAUGUUUAAGCGGAUGCAGAUUAUGAAUCGCGUUAUUGUGAUUUUUGUGUUUUUCCUGUAAUUUAGAAGAAUGUCUGGUUUUGUUAACGAUACAACUGGAAUAGAGUUAGAGUACUGAUUUAUUGUUUUUUUUUUCCUCAGUAGCAAAUUAUUGUUGUAUGUAUUAGAAAGUCUCUUGGCUGUUUACUGCCUUUCGUUUGAUGAAAUCUGAGCUACUUGUUUGUGCCUGCAGCCGGUCCUUUGCCAGCGCUGGCUCCUGUGACUCAUCGGCGCGCUCGCCGCGAAGAAUCUCUGCUCUGUUCCCUCGUGAGUGAGUCUGGAGCUGCUGGGGAGCGCAGCACAGCCACGGUGGCCACUGGUGAUGUGACCACUGCUGGUAACACCACAUGGGCUCCUGCCAAGGUCAAGAAAGUUUCUUCAAUUGUUGCCCACUUGGAUGCAGAUGGGUAAGAGCCAUGAGCCUGAAAUACAGCUGCUGAGCCUGCGAGGUGAGAGUUGCAGAGGGGGCACAUGAGGCCAUCAUCUGCACUGCUGAGUACCCAUAGCCACAUUCAGGGGUGAUGGUUUUCCCUGCAAUGCUGCAAAAAGGGAGGGGAGGACAACCAGUAAAGGGGCUGCAAAGGGAAAAAAAAGGGAGAGAAUGGUCUGGAAGUGACAUAAGAAAGAGGAAGGUAAGAUAUUAAUAAAUUAGAUUGGAAAAAAAAAAAGGUAAAAUGGGUAAAAAACAACAACAACAACAAAACCCAAACACAGCCCCCCACCCCCACCCUGCUUCACCGCUUCAAAAAAAACACCAACAAAACAAACAACCCAAAACAACAAAAAGACCCAGGAUUUGAGAUGUGAUCAAGCUGGUCUAGGAUGACACUUGUCCUGCUGGACAUUUCUCUUGGUGGGCUGGUCUCUAGCCCAGGCAGGAGAAACAAAUUCAUACUUUUGUAGAAAAUUAUAACGUAGAAAUUAGUAAAAUUUCCUAAUACAAUACAGUAUCUGAGAGGGAUGCUGGAGUGGCUCCACUAAGGAACACUUUUGCUUGUCUGUUCUAAUGCAGCAGAGGGUCUGGUGCUCCUCUGGGGAUGGUGCUGAUGUGCUCCCUGCCCUGUCCCUGCCUGCCAGCACUGCUGGUCUCUGCUCCAGCUGCAGGUGCGUGGGUGCAGCAUGUGGUCCCUCACCAUCAGGACUGAGGGCUGGAUCCCGCGAGCCCCCAUCCCCGUUUGGUGUUUGGGGGCUGGCUGUGGGCCUGCUCCUCUGGGUGCACGAGGGUCUGCCCAAGCAUGAGUGUGUCUCCUUUCCGUGCUCUCCCUGUCCUUCAGCUUCCCAUCAUGUACCCUGAGUGGAGCCUAGCACCAGCACAGCUCAUAUCAAAAGCCAAAACCCCUGCUUGAAGCAACCCUUUUCCCUCUGGACAGCUCAAAAAACAUUUAAACAUGCUGAUUGAAACAGAAUUUUUUGGGGAUCUGAUUUUUCUUUUCGAAAACAGUAAGAAUGUGGUCUUUUCAGCUCUUCUUGUAGCCAUGUGGACAGCUGGCUACUUAGACAUGGCUUCCUGCAACCUACAUCACCCCAAUGGGAACCCUGUUGCUAAGAUGCAUGUGCCAAGACAAGCAGAUGAUUGUGGCUCCUGUGCUGGGAAAGAGGCUGCAGCUACAGGACACCUGAUACUUUUCAGUGCUUACACCAAGGGAAUUCAAACCUGUUGCCAAACUGCUUUUCUCAGUUAUUUUUUGUGACCUGUCUGAAGGUGGAGGAAGCACACACUGAAAAUCACUGGAGCAAGCGAUGGUGGAGACAGGAAAAUCUGGAAUAAUCCUGUUGAAGGGCUCUGAAUUUAAAGUGGUGCCUCCUGGCAGUGUGUGGCCUUGCCGCUGCCCCCAGGGCAAGGAAUGCCUCCAGCGGGAUGGACCGGCUGCGGCAGGCAUCGCCUCGGUUUACACGGCCUGACCCCAGAUGAAGAUCAGGCUCUACAUGACUUUGGUGUCAUUUGCCUGACCAUGGAUCCUGAAAAUACCCAGCGAAACCACAUGCCCAGCACUGGCUGAGAACCCUGAGUAGUGAAUUGUUAUUGCAAGGUCUGAGAAACCAUUUGACAUCUGGAAAUUAUCCACUUUACAAACAUAUUCUUUAUAAAGAAGUAAUGCUCUCCAGGUUUUAGGAGGGAUUUCCAAUAUACCUUGGGGGAGAAAAUUAUUUUGCAAAACCAGAGUGAUUAAGGAUUUUAGCUUACACCAGCAACCCCGGCGAGAAGCACCUGGAUGGGUGCUCUGGGUGCUCAGACUGCUGACGGCUGUGGCACCGUAUCCUCCUGCGCUCAGGAGAUGUGCGCUACCCACGUUCAGCUGGCAGAACAGAUGGACUUUGAUAUCUUCUUGGCUUAAAUUGUUUUAGCAAUUCAAAUCCAGAAUGUUCUUUUUGCAAUUACCCAGGGCAGAUAUAUUUUAUUGCUCUUUGGUACAUGGGUAGACUCCUUUAUACCACUCUCCUUUUUCACAGUUUAAUUGUUUCCAGCCUUCCUUACUGGAAUUGAACUAAAUAUAUAUCUAGAAUGGAAAAAAAAAAGGUGAAAAGUGACAUAUGUGGGAAGAUGCAACUAGAAGACUGCUUUUAAGUGUUCCCAGUUCUCAGUCUUAGCUUGAAUAAAGUUUUGAGAAAAUCUGAAAUAAUUUUGCAGUGUACUUUAGGGAAGACUGGAGAAAGAAGAGUCAUCAUUCAUAGGAAAAUCAAUACAGUGGACACUACAAUUUUGUGUUAACUCUUCAGCCACUGAGGAGCAUGUGUUGAUUGAAUGGGGCCUUGAUGUGCUGUAAGCUCAGGGCAGACAGAUUUCCCAAGAUCUACACAAAAAUCAAAAGGAAAUUGGGCAUCGUAUGUUAAUGAGCAACUGAUUACUCUGUAAGGAAAGUUUUGAAGCCAUUUGUCUUCCACUUGUAAACAGAAUACCUCACUGAUUCAACGCACAUAAACUAAUGCUGCAACAACUUUUAUCUCUAAAGUGCUGGAACCAGAGCUGUGCCAGCUCUGAUAUGAACCAGAUAUUGCAGUUCGUGUUAAAAUUCAUGAAAGGCUUAUAUUUCUUUAGGGCUAAAAACUAAUAACUCUUACUAUGAUAAAGCUUUGAUUUUUAAAAGACACCCCCCCUCUUACUUCAGCUUGCAUAUCAGUCUCUUCCUGCAAGUGUCAGUAACUGAGACUUAGCGAGACCAUAAUACGCCAUGUUAAGCAUUAUUUUGGAUAACCGUCCUCAGGAUAUAAUCUCUUCCUAAAUCCAUCUGCAUACGCAAGAAUGUACCCUGAUUACAUGGCUAUGAAUGGUCUCCCCAGGAAGGGCCAGGCAGCUGUCAGAGCCUGCUGGAGCAAUUAGUACACUUUUUCCUACCAGCAUCCUGAGCAGCCCGCUCUCCUAGAUAAGGAGUUUGAUGCUAAAUUCAACCUUCCUGUCUCUGGUAGCUGUUUCCCCCCUUCCUGUGAAUGCUGUUUACACCAGGGCGGGCAGGACAUGGGCUGCCGAGUACUGUCAGAUUGCUGACUGGCCCAAAGCUUCUUUGCCUUAGCUGAAAGAUCUGUGCUCACUGUAUUUAAUUACUAUCACAUACAUUUCAUUGCCUUAGGUAAGGCCAUAUUGCUUGCCUUUAAACAGAGAUUGAAAAAUUCUAUGGCUACUUAUUAGAUAUCCUACCACCACUCAAGAGCUAGUUAACAUUUUUUCUGCUCUGUAAGCAAUGCCAUUUUAAAAUAGGUGUAUUUAAGACACUUGGAGCUAGAGUAUUGUUUGACCAGUGUGAAAAUGUCUUCCUCCUCUCUGCCUCUCAGUGCACUCUGAGGUUGUAAGGGUUUCAGUUUCACUAAACUGUUAUGAAAAACUUCAAGAUUAUUUGCUUAUGUUUGAAUAACAGUUAUAAUCACUGGCUAAGAGGAUUUUAGCAGCCCUGAAUGUCUUAGCUUUUGUAUCUCAAUGUAAUAUCUGACUAUAAUAUCUAAAUAAAAUAUGUGACUAUCUUAGCUCUUGUAUCUAAAACCUACCACCAAGAAACAGGUUUCAAAAUACUGCAGGAAACCCUUCUCACACAUUUUAGAGGACAACCCCCAAACCCAAAUGAAUCAUACUCAGCUCAAGUGUUCCACAGCAUCCUCCUGGGGAAGCAAGCAGGUACCCUCAGAGGACGAGUCCCUCCUGCACUUCGCUUCCCUCUGCAGCUCAGGUUCCUGGGAUGGAAGUGACUGAAGGGCAGUGGAUGGGGGGGUGGAUUCACCCCCGGCUUCUGUGCCAGCCCCUAGAAUUGCAAUUCUAAAGGACUCCUAAAAAGGACACCUCCCACAUGAAGUUCUGUCCUUGCUUCUGGCAAAUUGUGGGCAUUUGCACAUCUCCCUGCAGCAAGCUAUUUUUGUUUCUUCCCCUAAGGUGUGUCUUCUUCAGUUUAGAAGUAAACAAAAAACAAUGGCUUAUUUUUUGCCUAAGAAAAUAUUUUCACAAAACUUUUCUGCAUGCAGCCUGUUGCAGUCUGCUACUCAGCCUUGCUUGUUUCUAUUUCCUCUACUAAAACUUUUUGUUCAACUAUUUCUCCUAUUAGGGCAACAAAGAUGAUUAAGGGAGUGGAGCAUCUCCCUUAUGAGCACACAAAAAUCAAGGGGAGUUGCCACAAAUCUGGCUACCCCACUUAUAAUUACAGCAUUAGAAAACAAAUGCAAGAAGCCUCGGUCCGUUGAAUAUCAACAUUCAUUAUUCCAGAAAAAAAAAAAAAAAGUAUGAGCUUGUAUUAAUGAAGCAGAAGCCUGAGCUGUAACACUCAGCGGUGCUGCUCUGCCCUCUGCAGACUAGAUUGUAUAAUCACAUCUUACCCCAAAUCACAUUUAAAGCCCAACAGACCAAAAGUUGUCAAUGUAAAUUAAACAUAUAUGGACACUACCUCCUGAGGGUGCUCUGUGACACUGCAAUUUUAAGUAGGGUAAGUCAGGAGUAUUCCUGAGGCAGCGAGUGUUUCCUGUGUGUUCUCACUGAGUCCACACUAAGUCUGGGAAGUAAUUACUGCCUGAAGAGCACCGACACCUGGAGUCCAAAUUCAGAAUGGACUAUAGGAAAUAUUUGUGUCUGUUACUCUAAUGUGUGCCAGGCAGCGUUUCAUCACCAUGGAGAACCAGGAUUUGUUGUAGAGCAACUUCUUGGUACAAAGAAUGGUUUUCUACGGCAAGAUUCAUGGGACAGCAAAUGCUGCCAUUCCCUGACUGAUUUCCCACUUGUAAGGGACCAGUAUGAUAUGGGUGAUAACCUGCCUUGACGGACACACCAAGGUACCAGCAUCCCACUCUGCAAGAACUUCAGCUAUUUGCCCCCUCCCACAGCAGCUGGCUCCACCUUUUCUUCUAAGUAAAUAUCCAAGGAAUGUGGUAAAUGCAUUCACCUUUAUGAGUUCUUUGCAAUUUAAUGUGCUCUCCUCAUGCUAUCUCGUAAAGAAUGUUAAAACUCAUUUCCUUUUCAGGUAUGUGCUACAUCCUCUCUGAUGUGAGAAAACACAACAGUCCUUAUUGUUUCCGAUAAGCUGGACAACGGUUUUUUGUUAAGGGCAUUUCCUAACCCUUCUGACAGAGAAAACAUGGUCCUACACCAUUUUCAUAAGGCUUCUCUUGGAUAGGAACAACACAGUAGAAUUUCUAUGACACACAAUUCAGAUUUGUUCCAACUUUUUAUUUAUUAAAGUAUCGACAUUUCAAAAAUACUCAUUCCAAGCACACCUGCCAAGUCCCAAGCAUCACAUGCAGCCCUCACAGAUGCGCAGCACCUGAUACUCCUUUACUCCAACCCCUACAGCUUGGCCUGUCUGCAGCUAUCAGGUGUCACGCAACAGAAAAAAAUGGUCAUAUCUUGUGCAAAAAGAGCCUGGAAGGAAGAAAAAUUUGCCUGCAUAGCACCCAGCCCAGUCCCUCCGCUAUUGUGUGACUACCACAUGUGCUGGUUACAUGACCCGAAGACUCACAUGUCAGGAAACAAGAGAAGUGAGCAGUCUUUCAACAAGUGGCAGCUUCCAGUGCCUGGCAUUUGCAGAAUACCUUCAGUACAAAACUGAAACGGGUGUUCAGGAAAAAAAAAUCUUUAUUCAAUUUUAUACAGUGUAGAGCUUGCAAUAUGUAAUGCAAUUAGGCUUCUAUAAGCUAAAUUUUAUGGCAGGGCAAAAGCCUUAAUAAUGACUCUUCUGAGCUAUAUAUUCACCAUCUGGUUUGGACACCCUCCGCAGUUUGUAGGUAGAACAAGUGAGAUAUAGUUAGAACAGCACAUUAAAAUUUGAUAAAGGAAAGCUAUCAAAAUGUACGAUGUACAUCUGAUUUGGAUUCCUAUCCAGAAGUACUGACGGAACAUAGAUUUAGAAAAGCUGGUAUGACAUUAAACUACUGAGUACAUUUCCAAGGGAACGCUUUUGCGUGGAUUCUCAUUUUGCCAUCCUUCCUGGCUUUUGUUUUGGUGAGGGAUCUGCUGCAGACUAAUGCUGCGGGCUAGAGAAUUUCCAGGCAUAUCACCCAAGCAAAAUGAAACUCUGAAGUUUUAGUCUUGCCCAUUUCACAAACAGAAAUGGUAUUAUAAACUUCCAAAGCAAAAUAAUGGAGCAAAACCGUGGUCACAUACUCACUUUGCAAAACUGUUCCAAGUAGUUCCCUUUGACAACAGCUGAAUGGCAUUUUUGAACAGAAUUCUUUACAUAGUCCCUGCUGUCUCAGAUAACUGACAUGGAAGUAUCACUUAGGGGUCUGGGCUACAACUUGAAAACUUUGUGCCACUUUACAAAGCCUUCAUCAAAUGAAUAUUCAAGCUCAAAUUUUACCUUCACAUUAUUUUGAUUUUAUGACUUCAGAGUGGUUUGUAACAUGCAACUGAUGAAAGCACAGGAAGGGAAAUCAAAUACUUAAUACCACUGCUCUUUCCAACAAAAUAAUUUUAUUUAUUGACAUAGUAACUAUUUUCACAUCUAAAAAUACUCCACAUUCUGUAAUGAAGACCAAUAAAAUAAGCACUAUUUCUGUGCGUUUAAAACUUCACUUGUGCAAAGAGCUGUCAUAUCCCACCAUUCUGAGCAAGGCCAGAAACAAGUAACUACACUUGAAUAAACAUGAUGAUUUCAUGGGAAUGCUCAGGUUCCCAUAUAUAUUUACCAGUAAAGAUUAUCUUCGAACAUUUCCAAUGCUCGGACCACAGUCUUAAUGUCGUUAGUGAUACAAUCACCUGCCAACAAUCUCUGUUCAGAAAGUGAGCUCUCUUUGUACAGCUCUCCAGGCUAACGGAAGAGCGAGGGAUGAGGUGACCUAGGAGAAAUGCUGACUAAUGUCAAUAGAUACUGGUGUUAAUCCUUUUUCACUUCUCCUACACUCUUUCGUCUCAAUUCCUUCCUAGUCUCCACUUUUCAAGUGCUCCAGGCUGUCUUCUUGCCACAAAAAUCAGCAGCAUGGAUGUCUUGAACUUUCGUUUCUGCACGAUUUGCUCCGCACACUUGGUAGUGCAAACUGCUCCAGUGGGGGUGACUAUUUCUCCUGGUUUGUUUAAAACAGGGUACAGGAGACAUGCUCCUUUUCCAAGUCACAUAAGACUUGGUCUCAUGAACUGAGAUGGGUCUUAUUAUUUUCCCUGUUUCCUGCUCACAAGUUGCAAGCCUAACUUGUUCCUGACAUUGUGCCACAAGUUCCAGUGCAAAUUCAGGCCAAAAGAGCAUCCUGUGGGGCUACUUGGUCAUUAGUUUCAAAUGGCCUUGGAACAGGCAAGUCAAGGCAGCUUAGCACUUUUUGAAAUGCAUCCUUCUUCAAGAAAAAGGAUAGAAAAUAGGUUUAUUCUUCUCUGGAGCUUGUUAAUAAAUUACAUCCUACUAUUGGGGGUCCUUCUCCUACCAUUUCAACACGGAUGUUUCUCUGGGAAUGGAAAUCACCCAGGCCCACCUGAAGAAAACCCAGAACACUUACUGCUUAGAGUUCUAAGUGCAGGCUCUAAAAAACCACUGACAGAGGUGGCAAGGUGAUUGCGAUGCAGACGACAUUAUGCUUCUGGUCACUACCGGGAUCUGCUCCUUCAGAGGGGUACAGAAAAAGCGACAGAUUCAAGAGAUGAUUUCUAUACGAAAGAUCACAUUAUUGUUUUGGAAAAGCUCAGAAAAAGAACAGAUUGACAAUAUACAGAUUUAGAGCCAUGAGCAAAACUUCACCAAAAAAGAAGGCUCUGUAUAGAAUUGCACAAAGUAAUCAAUUUUGAAUUUAUUUGUACAGUACCACAUUCUGCAUAGCAAAAAACACUGACAGACUUCCCAUUUUGACACACUUUUCAGUGUAGCAAUUGCCAGGACUGGUAAUCCCUUCCUUCCUCUCUGCCUGCCCAAAACUCAAAUCCAUCUCCUGUGUUAUUUAUAUAUAAUGAAAAGAAAGAGCUCGUAAACUAUAGUGACAUUAACAGUAAUCAAGAAAAUUCACCAAGUAAAAUGAUACUGGAAGUAGUUUUAUGAUGUUACUGGAGGAAGGGAGUGUGUUGAAACAAGACAGUUACACUUUCUGAAUAUGUAGUAUUUUGAAGUGAAGCUGAAGUGAAAGCUAAGUGAAACUGAAAAAUCCAAACUUGAACGCCAGUGGGGAUAUACAUUUUCUCCCUCUUAAAAGCCUGAGCCUUAUUUCCCUUGAAAAAAAUGACAAAAGAGUCAUAUACUCUUCAGAAUCUCUUUAAAAUUGCACAAUAUUUAAUAAUGGUACAAUAACUUGUUCACCUCUUGCAGUGAAGGCUGAAGGGAAGUCCAAGAAAUUCACUGUGGUAAAGGUCCUGAGUCAGCUGAAAGUGCUUUGAAGAAAGUAGUAGGAACUGGAAGGAAAUUUCCAGCACCUGCAGUUUUUGGCUACUGGUGGGUAAAAUAAAGUUUUGGGGUAUGCUGAAACCUUCAAAGUGAGAGCUGAUCUUGCAGUAAUUUUUAAAGAGAUCUACACCCACUUGCUCAUUAACAGCUACGAGCAAUGCAGAACAGCAGUACUAAUUUCUAUGCAGAAGUUCAUAUGCUUGUGUGUCAUGGCUGCAUCCCAGCUCACCACUUGGAGUCCAAGAUUUUGCAAAGGAAAUAAGGCGCUCUGCUAGAUAUGAGGAACAGCCUCAAGGUGCUUUGCCCCAUGGCUAAAUCUAUCAAUUUCCUCUUCCUUUAACUGAGUAUGAGCUUUAACCUCAUUUACCUUCCAGCAAGCCUCCAAACUGGCUGAGCUUUCUAAUAAUUCAACUCCCCCUACUGCUUGCAAGACAGUUGAAUUGAAUAAAAAAAGCUUUUGAGUUGAAGUCUGGGUGUUAUAAUCUGUUUCUAGGUAUAAGUAUUCAGGUUUCCACCUUUUCUCAGAAAACUGUGCGAGAAAGAAUUGCAUCUACAACCCAUUUCCAGGCAAGCAGGUACCACACGCAAGACGACUUUAUUCUGUAUGUUUACCGCAAACCCACCGAAGCUGCUGGUCUGUUUGGAGGUCCGUUAAUUCAUUAAUGGAUCUCCAGCUGCACUGACAAGCGUAUGCUCGUGCUCCUUUCUUCUUGAUCAUCUUCGCUCUUAGUUUACUGAGCUCAGGCAUGUUAUUCCUG